Molecule: messenger RNA, 7308 nt
Organism: Lodderomyces theae
Lineage: Eukaryota; Fungi; Ascomycota; Pichiomycetes; Serinales; Debaryomycetaceae
Gene: PRP8
Product: U4/U6-U5 snRNP complex subunit
Exons: 1
Coding region: 1-7308 (2435 amino acids)
Biological process (GO): spliceosomal tri-snRNP complex assembly; mRNA splicing, via spliceosome
Cellular component (GO): catalytic step 2 spliceosome; U5 snRNP
Molecular function (GO): U2 snRNA binding; metallopeptidase activity; protein binding
Source: RefSeq, a predicted model, not a curated record
AUGGGACGCAAGCUACCGCCACCACCUCCACCGCCACAGAAAGGGCCAGGGACACUGGCAAAUGGGAAUGGAUCCACGAAAAGAAAACACGUAUCUUCUCCCGUGUCGACACCUUUACCACCACCACCACCACCUCCACCACCACUGGCCAAAGAGAAAGCGUCGCCAAAAUCAGAAAGGUCUUCUAAAAAGGCUGUUCCACCACCACCACCACCACCAUCAUCAACUGCAAAUAAACAAAUAUCGAAGCAGCAGCUACCACCACCAUCGCCACUACCACCGCCACCUCCACCUCCACCAAGUAGUACGAAAUCUCCUAAAGUAACCAUUCCAACAUCUAUUCUCAAUUCCACGGAAGAUGAAUCUAAUGGGAAGCGAACCUGGAGCCAGGUUCAAGGAUCAAGACACAAACCAUCAAGAAAACCAGUGAUAGGAGCUGGUGUGGCGGGUCCAAAACCUGAAAUGCCACCGCAACAUUUAAGGAAAAUCAUGAUUGAUCAUGCUGAUUUGAGUCUGCGAAAUGUGAAUGCCGACAAACGAUCACACUUGGGGGCAUUGAAAUAUCUACCACAUGCAUUACUAAAGUUGUUGGAAAACAUGCCCCAACCAUGGGAACAAACAAAAGAAGUUAAGGUGUUGUAUCAUCGAACAGGUGCAAUUACAUUUGUCAAUGAAAUUCCUCGAGUAAUCGAGCCCGUCUACAUUGCUCAAUGGGCAGCUACAUGGAACAUGAUGCGGAGAGAAAAGCGAGAUAGAAAACAUUUCAAGCGAAUGAGGUUCCCACCUUUGGAUGACGAGGAACAGUUUUUGGAUUGGACACAAAAUUUUGAAGAUGUGGAACCGCCAGCAGCUAUCAAGUCAGGCGAAAUUGAACAGAUGGACGAUUUACAGGAUUGGUUUUAUGAUGAAAAGCCUUUAGUGGAUGACUCUGAUGUGGUGAAUGGGGAUUCGUAUCGCUCUUGGAACCUUGAUGCCGCUACGAUGGACAAAUUGUACAAUAUAUCGAAACCCUUGUUGACCCAUACUGACCAUUCAUUUGAUAAAAAAGAGCUCUUUACAGCGAAGAGCUUAAAUGUGGCCGUACCUGGUGGUCCCAAGUUUGAACCAUUGUUCAAGGAGAGUGCCGUCAAUCCGGAAUAUGAAGAUUUCACAGAAUUUAAUUCACUAGAUAGGAUCAUUAUCAGGAAUCCAAUACAAACAGAAUACAAGGUUGACUUCCCCUACUUAUACAACUCGUUUGUCAAGCAAAUAGCACUCGCGCCUAUUCACUCAGAUAUGAAUUGUCGUGAGGGAUCAGUCGAAAAUAGUGAUGGACUUUCAGCGUUUACAUUCAAUACAAGCUAUAAUCCAGUGAUGAAAAGAAAGCUGGCUACUGAGAGGAAACAGACGACUGUGGACAAUUUCCCCGUCGAUGUAAGACCUUUUUUCACUGCUUCACAAGAAUGCAACCUGAUUCCUCCAUCCGUCUACGAACCUCCUAGCCUUAAGUCAUCGCUUGAUUUAUUAUCUGCACCAUACCCAUUCAACAUACGUAGUGGUAGAACCAAGAGAGCAGAAGAUGUCGCUAUAACAAAAUCAUGGUACAAAAAUCGUGCUCCAAGAGGCAGUCCACUCAAGGUGAGGGUUUCGUAUCAAAAAUUAUUGAAAAAUUAUGUCCUGAAUGAGCUUAAAAGCAAAAAGACCAGAAAGGCAAGGGCCACCAAAAAAGUGAAUUUAUUAAAGAGCUUGCGAAACACAAAGUAUUUCCAAGAAACACGCAUUGAUUGGGUGGAGGCGGGGCUACAAGUUUGUCGACAAGGGUUCAAUAUGCUUAACUUGUUGAUACACAAGCGUGGAUUAACCUACUUGCAUCUAGACUACAAUUUCAAUUUGAAACCAACUAAAACGUUAACCACCAAAGAGAGGAAGAAGUCGAGAUUUGGUAAUGCGUUCCAUUUGAUUCGGGAAUUACUAAGAGCCAUCAAGAUAAUAGUGGACUGCCAUAUACAGUUUCGAUUGGGAAACGUUGAUGCGUAUCAAUUGGCUGAUGGCAUCUACUACGUUUUGAACCACUUGGGUCAUUUGACGGGUAUUUAUCGGUACAAGUAUAAAGUGAUGCACCAAAUUCGUCAAUGUAAGGAUUACAAGCACAUUGUUUACCAAAGAUUCAACAAACUCAUAGGAAAAGGUCCCGGAUGUGGGUUUUGGCAACCGGCAUGGAAAGUUUGGAUAUUUUUCUUGAGAGGGACAAUACCCUUGUUGGAGAGGUGGCUCGGUAACUUGAUAGCAAGACAAUUUGAAGGCCGAAGACAGAAUGACGUUGCGAAAACAAUUACCAAGCAAAGAGUAGAUUCAUACUAUGAUUUGGAAUUGAGAGCACAAGUGAUGCAUGAUAUAUUGGACAUGAUCCCGGAAGGAUUGAAGCAAAGCAAAUCGAAAACUAUACUCCAGCACUUGAGUGAAGCUUGGCGUUGUUGGAAAGCUAACAUACCAUGGAAAGUGCCAGGAUUGCCUGAGCCCAUUGAGAAGAUCAUUGAAAGAUACGUCAAGGCUAAAGCUGAUGGCUGGAUCUCAGUUGCGCAUUACAAUCGCGAACGUAUUAGAAAGGGGACCCACGUUGAAAAGACUGUCGCCAAAAAGAAUUUGGGUCGGUUGACUAGGUUGUGGAUUAAGAAUGAGCUGGAAAGACAAGCCGAUUUCGGGAAGAAUGGACCCUUUGUUUCUCCAGAUGAGGCAAUACAUGUUUUUCAAACCACAGUCAGCUGGUUGGAGAGUAGGAAGUUCAGCCCCAUACCAUUCCCUCCCAUAUCGUACAAACACGACACUAAAUUGUUGACAUUGGCUUUGGAAAAUUUGAAAGCAAACUUCAAUGCCAAUGCCAAGAUGAAUUCUGCACAAAGAGAGGAAUUAGCUUUGAUUGAAGAAGCUUAUGACAAUCCACAUGAAUGCUUGGCACGAGUGAAGAAGCAUUUACUCACACAGAGGAUCUUUAAAGAGGUUGGUUUGGACAUGAUGGACUUUUAUAGUCAUUUGGCUCCUUCAUACGCAGUUGACCCAAUCGAGAAAAUCACCGAUGCAUAUUUGGAUCAAUACUUGUGGUAUGAAGCGGAUAAGCGGAAAUUGUUCCCCAACUGGGUCAAACCUGCGGACGACGAGAUUCCUCCUCUAAUGGUUUACAAAUGGUGUCAAGGGGUGAAUAACCUACAAAACGUUUGGAAUACAUCACAGGGCGAAUCAAAUGUAAUGUUGGAGACGAAAUUGUCAAAGUUUGCCGACAAGAUUGACUUUACAUUGGUCAAUAGACUCUUGAGAUUGGUUAUGGAUACUAAUCUUGCUGACUACAUUACGGCCAAGAAUAAUGUCAAUCUCACAUACAAGGAUAUGAACUAUGUGAAUCAAUAUGGAAUUGUUCGUGGUCUUCAAUUUUCAUCGUUUGUUUACCAGUACUAUGGGUUGAUUGUUGAUUUGCUCAUUCUUGGUUUGGAUAGAGCAACAGAACUAGCAGGUCCGCCACAUAAUCCCAACAAUUUCCUCCAGUUUAAAGAUGUUGCGACCCAAUGUGCCUCCCCCAUUAGGCUCUAUUCUCGUUAUAUGGACAAGAUUCAUAUUUUUUUCCGUUUUGAAAGCGACGAGGCUGAUGAGUUGAUUGAUGAUUUUUUGGAACAAAACCCCGACCCGAAUCAUUCCAAUGUCGCGGGAUACAACAACCAUCGUUGCUGGCCCAAAGACGCUAGAAUGAGGUUGAUAAGACAUGACGUGAAUCUUGGAAAAGCUGUGUUUUGGGAAAUUAAAUCACGCAUCCCGAAAUCGCUAACAACUAUUGAAUGGGAGGACACAUUUUCUUCAGUAUAUUCUCGUGACAACCCCAACUUAUUGUUUGAAAUGUGCGGGUUUGAAGUUCGGAUAUUACCCAAAAUUCGCGCCAAAGAAACUUCGUCUUCGCAAGAGAAUGUGUGGGAUUUGGUGGAUCACUCGUCCAAGGAACGAACAGCAAGGGCCUACUUGCAAGUAUCCCAAGCGGCUAUUGACAACUUCCAUAAUAGGAUCAGACAGAUUUUAAUGUCGUCAGGCUCAACAACAUUUACAAAAGUUGCCGCCAAGUGGAACACGGCAUUGAUUGCGCUAGUGACGUAUUUUAGGGAGGCUGCUAUUGCUACUCCAUCGCUAUUGGAGGUGUUGAUAAAGUGCGAAACAAAGAUACAGAACCGAGUCAAGAUGGGCUUAAAUUCGAAAAUGCCCACUCGGUUCCCACCAGCUGUCUUUUACACUCCAAAGGAAUUAGGUGGAUUGGGGAUGCUAAGUGCUUCUCACGUCCUUAUACCAGAGUCAGAUUUGAGGUGGUCCAAGCAAACUGAUACCGGAAUCACUCAUUUCAAGGCUGGAAUGUCGCAUCAAGAGGAAAAAAUGAUACCGACAAUCUUUAGAUAUGUUACAACAUGGGAAAAUGAAUUCUUGGACUCCCAAAGAGUUUGGGCAGAAUAUGCAAUUAAACGAGAAGAGGCUCUUCAGCAGAACCGACGCUUGACAUUUGAGGAUAUGGAAGGCAACUGGGACAGGGGAAUUCCUAGAAUAAGUACCCUAUUUCAAAAAGAUCGACACACUUUGGCAUAUGACAAGGGACAUCGAGUUCGUAGAGAGUUCAAACAUUUCAGCACUGGUCGAUUCAACCCUUUUGCAUGGACAAAUAAUCAUCACGAUGGGAAGUUGUGGAACCUCAAUGCUUACAGAACUGAUGUGAUUCAAGCUUUGGGUGGUAUAGAAACCAUUUUAGAGCACACAUUGUUCAAGGGUACUGGGUUUGAUUCAUGGGAGGGGUUGUUCUGGGAGAAGGCAUCCGGGUUUGAAGAUUCGUUGAAAUUUAAAAAGUUGACCAACGCGCAAAGAUCUGGGUUGAGUCAAAUUCCAAAUCGUCGUUUCACCUUAUGGUGGUCUCCUACAAUCAAUAGAGCCAAUGUUUAUGUUGGGUUCUUGGUUCAGUUGGAUUUGACUGGUAUUUUCCUUCACGGUAAAAUCCCCACCUUGAAGAUUUCGUUGAUCCAAAUUUUCCGUGCCCAUCUUUGGCAAAAGAUACACGAGAGCGUUGUCCAGGACUUGUGUCAGGUUCUAGAUAAAGAAUUGGAAGUUUUGCAAAUUGACAAUGUGGAGAAACAAGCAAUUCAUCCACGUAAAUCGUACAGAAUGAAUUCUUCAACGGCUGAUAUUGUUCUUACAAGCACUUAUAGAUGGAACGUGUCCAAGCCAUCACUUCUUAAUGAUAAGAAUGACGAGAUGGUGUUACCUGCAAAGAAGUUUUGGAUUGAUGUGCAGCUUCGUUAUGGUGACUACGACUCUCAUGACAUUUCGAGAUACGCUAGAUCAAAGUACCUUGACUACACCACAGAUGGUACAAGCUCAUACCCCUCACCCACUGGUAUAAUUAUUGCUAUAGAUUUGGCGUACAACAUGUACGACGUAUAUGGCAAUUGGUUCCCAGGAUUGAAACCAUUGGUUCAUAAUGCCAUGAGAGAGAUCAUGAAAGCUAACCCCGCUUUAUACGUUUUGAGAGAGAGGAUCAGAAAAGGGUUACAGUUGUAUCAUGCACAGCCACAGGAGGCAUUUUUGAAUUCAAACAACUACGCCGAAUUGUUUAACAACGAGACUCAAUUAUUUAUCGACGAUACCAACGUGUACAGAGUUACAGUCCACAAGACGUUUGAAGGAAAUCUUGCAACAAAGCCAAUCAACGGAUGUGUCUUUAUUUUGAACCCAAAGACAGGUCAAUUGUAUUUGAGGAUAAUCCACACUUCUGUUUGGGCGGGCCAAAAACGGUUGAGUCAACUUGCAAAAUGGAAAGCGGCCGAAGAAGUGACAGCGUUGGUAAAGUCACUUCCAAGAGAAGAGCAGCCUAAGCAACUUAUCAUUUCAAGAAAGGGUAUGAUGGAUCCACUUGAAGUGCAUAUGUUGGAUUUUCCAAACAUUUCGAUCCGUCCUUCCGAAUUGCACUUGCCAUUUGCCUCAGCGAUGAAAAUCGACAAAUUGUCGGACAUUGUUUUGAAAGCAAACGAGCCGCAAAUGGCGCUUUUCAACUUUUAUGAUGAUUGGCUUACGAGAAUCUCUCCAUACACUGCAUUUUCAAGGGUUAUUUUGAUAUUGAGGGCUUUGGGGUUUGAUUCAGACGCCACCAAGCAAAUAAUUUGGUCAAACAGCGAUGUCAUCACAGAAAGUCAUCACAUUUGGCCGUCUUUAACGGACGAACAAUGGAUCGAAGUUGAGAGUAGGUUGAGAGAUUUAAUUCUUGAGGAGCAUUCCAAAAAGUACAAUUUGGAUGUGCAGUCAUUGACCCAGUCUGAAAUCAGAGACUUGAUUUUGGGUCAGGAUGUGAGACAAGCUACUAUUAGACGUCAGGAGAUCGCUGAAAUUGAAAAGAGCGGCGGACAAGUUGAGAAUAAAGAAAUAACAGCACAAAAAUCUGUCUCGACAAACAUUCACGGUGAAGAAAUUGUUACUGUCACGACAACCAAUUACGAACAAGCGACAUUUUCGUCACGUAAUGAAUGGAGGAACCGUGCAUUGGCAGCAAACAAUUUGCAUUUACGAGCAAAGAAUAUCUAUGUCACUUCAGAAGAAUUUGUUGAUGACGACUCAUUCACUUACGUUAUGCCGAAAAACAUUUUACAAAAAUUCAUUCAAGUAUCAGAUUUGAGAAUUCAAGUGGGUGCUUAUUUGUAUGGUAAGUCUCCCUCGGGACACGAUGAAGUGAAGGAAAUCAAGUGUUUGGUGUUUGUACCUCAAUUAGGAAGCACCAAUUCCAUUCAAUUUCCCAGAACGCAGCCCGAGUUAGAUGGAUAUUUGAAAGAUGAGAGUUUGGAGUUAUUAGGUUGGAUCCACAGUCAAUCACAGAAUUUUGAUUAUAUGACCUCCAAUGAUGUUACAACACAGAGUAGAAUGAUGGAGGUUUACAAUCCUAGGUUUAUUGACAUGACAGCCUCGUAUACGCCAGGGUCAGUUACGCUCUCUGCAUUUGAACUAUCUGAGAAAGGAUACCAGUGGGGUAAAUCCAACCAAGACAUGAUGUCCGAUUCACCCGAAGGAUUUGAAAAAUCGUUCUCCAAAAAGAGUCAGUUGAUCAUGACCGAUAAGGUUAUUGGAACUUACAUGGUUCCUGAAGAUGAGAUUUGGAAUUACUUUUUCAUGGGUGCAAUUUUCAAUGCAAAUGAUUUGUACAAUUUGAAAGUCGACAUUCCGUUGUCGUUCUACGAUGCCGUUCACCGACCAAUACAUUUCACCAAUUUUGCUCAGUUGGAGAUUGGAAAUGAAGAGGAGGCAAAUCAAGAGGAUGUGUUUAGUUAG